Caenorhabditis remanei is the source of this 8049-nucleotide messenger RNA. RefSeq lists its product as uncharacterized. NCBI's taxonomy places the organism in Eukaryota, Metazoa, Nematoda, Chromadorea, Rhabditida, Rhabditidae. The record is from RefSeq and is a predicted model, not a curated record. Bases 1 to 8049 code for a protein of 2682 amino acids. Gene Ontology annotation, biological process: intracellular protein localization. The transcript has 33 exons. Gene Ontology annotation, molecular function: protein kinase binding. Gene Ontology annotation, cellular component: membrane; cytosol.
AUGGAGAAGAAAGAGACGUUAUCACUCAUCAACGAUCUGCUGACGGAAAAUGAUGUUGAUCAUGAUGUUCUCUUUUUCGAACCUUUUAAAAGUCAUACUAUAAAAGAAGCAGCGCAAAUUCUGAUCUCAGAAUGCCGAAAAAAUGUAUAUAAGAAAGAUGCAUUCAAGUACAACAUGACGGAGUUAUUUAAAAAACGAUAUGAACUCCUAGGAACCGCUAGCUAUCAAAAAGUAAAACCGAAUACUGCGCUGUUAGAGAGAACUAUUCUCGAAGUCUUUAAUCACACCGAAAAACUAUCCUUGUCAAAAAUGAAAUCACACUUUCCCGGAUUAGAUGUCACCGGUGAAUAUAGAAAAAACAGAAUUAGAUGGACACAAAAAGACAGUGAUACUUUACCAGACAUCAAAUUGGUGAAAAGGUGGUAUACAGAAUAUCCCCACAUGAUAGAAAAGGAGUUGGUUGAAAUGGUGCACGCAAGAUGUUACAUUGUUAUGCAUAUAGCAAGUUAUGUUCUGGAGGAGACUGAACUCAAACAAAUUCUGGCAACUGUGCCUUCCCAGUCUCAAGAAAAAACGCAGAGACACAAAUUAUUGGAAUAUGAGGUACUCCUUCUUCGUUUUCUAAAAGUAGCCACCGCAUCUAAUGCAAAUCACUGUCAACGGGUCUUACAAGAAUCUCAAAUCGCAAUGAAAGCUUUAGUCGAAGAGUACAAUAUGUUUCUUCUGGAUAACAGCCAUCACGAGUAUCAGCAUGCAUAUGAACUACUUAUCAAAUGCUACUGGAUAAUUCUGUCAAAAAUAGUAAUUGAUGAUAACACAAUUGACUGGGCUCCAUUCGCAGUCCUAGAACUUGUACAGUCACACAGCAUCAUCAAUUUUAUGAUUCAAUUCUGGACAAAGUAUCCGCUGCCUACAGUACCCCCGAAUGAAGUCACUUUUUUGCAUCAAAUGAUAAUUCAAUUCGUUUUGCAAUCAACCGAAGAAAAAGAUUAUGGUCUUUUAAAUCAUUUUAUUGACAGCCAAAGAAUACCUCAGAAUGGAAUAGUUUCAAAAACUUUCGCACUCUACCAUGUUCUCAAAAAUCCUUUAUCUGAUUUCGCCCAUCAUAUUCUGGAAUUUCCUGAUGUUUAUGAAUUCCCAGUAUCUUCAUAUAGUGUUGAUCUGAACAACAUCAGUGAAACAAAAGAACGAAUACCAUCAAUAUCCACUGAACAGUUUGAAUAUAUGUGGGAAAAAAUAGUUAUGUACACAGUAAAACAACAACGAGAUUUGAGAGAAAAGAUAAUUAUCACUGCGAUUAUAAGUGGAUUGAGAGAUCAGAUUCAAGCAAAAUUGAAACGAAUGAAACACUUAUCGACUGAAUACUUAGUUCAGUGUCCAACGUUUUUGUACUACGAGGAAUUGGCACGAAUCGUUGAGAAACGGGACUUUAGUGCGGUUCAUAUAGAAAUUGAGAAUGAAGGAUACAAGCUUAUCGCUAACUUACAAUCCGAGGCAACUAACCACUUUGUCAACUUGUCACCUCAAGAAGCGGAAAACUGUUUCAAGAAAACCCUGGAACUUCUUAUUGAUAUUCCUGAGUUUAAAAACUCAAAAACACCCUAUGAAAUCAUUGGUUUGUGUUUUCAAAAUGCAUGUCUCCAACGGAAUAUGAAGUUGAGAAAUUACAUGGCAGAGAAGAUUGUCUUCAUUCUUCAAGAUUUGAACAAUUAUCACGCACUUAAUCAUUUCUUACUGCUGUUAGCCAAAGUAUUGCGUUCACAUUCAUCAGAAGAUCUUAUGAAGAAAGCAUACUGCCAAAAAGAUGUGUUAAUUGAUGAAAUUCGAACACUUCUACUCGAUGUUGAAACAAAACUUGCGAGUUUCAACAUCAGUGAAGUUGAUAUGCUUGAUUCUCAUUUUCAAGUCAAUGCAAUAGGGCUCAACACAAAACUUGACCACUACUGUCAGGUUCAUCUGACCUGUCUUUCUAUAUUGGUGUUUUGUGAUCAAUCACAUACUUGCUCUCCAUCACAAACUUGGUUUGAAUCACUGAAUCGGGUGUUCAAUAUAAGUAAGGCGAUAUGUGGGAAAGGAAUAAGUAAUAUAUCGGAAACUUACAUGUUUCUCUUAAACGAACAGAUAUUUAGCACGGUGUCUUUUUUCCCAUUGCCACGUGGUAUACUUUUGGAAAAUAUACGGGACAUUACUCCUCUUUUUCUUCUUCUGAAUAAAGAGACAAAGAGCAACAAUCUCAUUGACUUUGCUCAUAACAACUUGAAAUCGCUCAUGCAACGAAAACAAGUUUUAAUUCGCUAUUCUCACACACCGAUUUGCAACUACUUGACCCAAAGAUUAAAUAAUGCCAUGGAACCUGGAUUACUCAUAUCAUAUUUCGUGAACACUAUUUUGAGAAGUCAUGAAAAAGUCGAUAUUCGGAAUGACUGUUUAUCAUAUCUCCUACAAACAUUGAACCUUUCAUGGACCCAUCCGGUUCAGCAUGAAGAUAUGGAAUAUUUAACUCAUGUGAGCGGUUCUCAGAAGUUAAAUCUGAAUGUCUACUUUCAAAUCAAAUUACGUGAGGAACUAGACGGAUCUGAACUGAUAGCAGUUACAAUUGGUAACUUGAAACUCAAAUUAAACUGCUAUUGCGAUGGUAAUGUUCUGAGAUGCCUGUACACUACUAAUAAUGGGGACAAGAUUCUUAUCUUACAAGAACCGGCAUUCCAAGUACACUCAUUAAUGUUGCAGUUUUCUAAUAACGGAGAUGAAAUUAAUAUUGUGACUCCUACGAAAACUUAUCAAGUGACAAAUAGAAGAAAUACGCGACCAUUAGAUGAAAUCAAGAUUUCAAUUUCAUCUCUUCAUCACACAAUACCCAUCGUUUUUCAAGGAAAGUCUCGAAAAGAGCAGAUUGGGUUUGAGAGUAUAGCGGAGCAGCUGAGGUCUUGUGGCGGCUUUGGGUUUUUAUUCCAUGUUUUUACUAAACAUCUGGUACACUCAAGUUUGGAAAAUGAGGAGCAAACGAUAAACUAUUGGGAGUUGCUUCUGGCCUAUCUCAACGCUCCUUAUUUGAGUAAUGAGAGAUUCACAAGAACAGAAGCACUUCAAAUGACGUCUCUCCUGUUUCGAUUUACAAAAACUAAAGUUCCGGAAAAAAUACUGCAGAAAAUAUUUGACAAAUGUAUGAUCACAAACCACGAAAUCAAGGAAGCUGUUUUAUUGACAGAACUACUAUCAGAACCUACUUAUUGGGAAAAUGAUCUUACCAUGUUCUAUCGAUUGCUCAUAAGAUUCAAGUCAUCCAAUCUUGGUUCAAAUUUGGAAAAGUGCCUACCGUUGAUACUGCAAAUAGUGGCACGUAUUAUCAGGAACGAUCAUGGAACUGAUGAAGCCCAUGACAUUGUAACUGUAACUGUUGAAAUCUUCAAAGAAUGGUGUAGAGAACCCCAUGCUGUCCGCACAACUCAACUAGUCACUUUCAUGAUGGACUUGUUCGAUUUUGAGAAAAUAAGUCCACAAAACAAUAAGUUUCAUUGGGUCGAAGAAAGAACUUUGGAAAGAGAACUUUCACGUCAGCCGAUACUAAGUUUAAACGGAGAUGAAACAGAAGAGGAAAUCACUAGACGACGUAUCAACCGAGAACUGCUACAGUUAGACUUACCGCUAGGAAAUAUUGAUGACGAUGAACUAUUCCGAGUAAUGACUCCCACAGAAGUUCCAUCGGAUAAAGACUUGCGGAUGAUGACAAGGAACAGGGAUUACAUGAUGAAAGACACCCAAUAUGCAUGCUUUGAUGCCAUUACUACAGAGAAAAUUUGUUAUUUGAUUGAAGUGAACAACAAUGGAAAAGUAGUGGGAGCACUGAUCGAAAUGUAUGAGGCAAUAAUAAACCACAACAUUUACUCUGACAAAAUCGCCAAAAUCGUUCAACUCAACUUACUGCCGAUUCUUGCUCGUCAACUCCGUAACAAACCACUGACUAUGCAAUCUGUUAAUGCGCUCUUUUCAAUUCUACUCAGGGAGCAAGUUGACGUGUCCGCUGGUUUAGACAAUGCUCAUUUGGAAACAUUCUAUCCAAAUACAAUAUCCUGUCAAGCUGUGUAUCCGCUGUUGACUAUCUUCGAAGAAUCUGCAGAUGAUGUGGAAAUUGCUGUUUUUACUGUGGUCUGCACAUCACUCAAUAAAGUUUACACUUUCAAUAAUCAACUCACUCAAGCAAUGAAUGCAGCUGGAAUUGAUGAAAAUAUGGUGGCGAUUUUGGCGAAACUUGCUAAACUGGGAGACUUCAGAAUCCGUAAUGAAAAACUCAAAGCACUUCUUGAUCCGUGGUUUGCAUUUGCAAUCAGUAUCAUUCGAAUUGGUGUAAAUGGAAGACAAUCUGUGUUUGAAGGAGCCUCAAGAUUAAUAUCUCAUCUCCUUCUACUCUACACCCAAGAAAAUGGAAAACUGUUAGACCACCCUGAGAAUGAUGCACAAAGACUCAUCAGAGAUAAUGUGUACUGGGCAAUGUGUGUACUCCUACUUCAGCUUUUCAAAUUCCUGUUGGAUAUUGCACUAGCUGAUUCCAACAAACACAGAUCAGCCAGCAACUCUUCAAUUCACAUGCUUGGUUAUGAUGAAGAACCAGAAGAAAUUGAAGCGACGCCCACAAAACCAACUAAGUUUUGGGAUGAAAUUGCACAAAAAGUCAAGGAAAGUGUUCUCGGCCCAAAUCCAAAUCUGUUGAAAUGUCCAUAUCGAAAACACAAAGAAUCGCCACUAACUGCGGAAGAGAUGAGACAUCGAAUCAAAGACGUUUUGACGUUAUGCCAGUUCUUUUUCAAGAUUACCAAUCGAGUCGAAUGUGAUGAAGAGGAUAAUUUGUACAGGAUAUUUUUUGAGGAAAUGUCUAAAUGGACACUAGACGAGUCAUGGCCUAACUGUAUAUGGGUAGCGGCGGAUAUGAUGUUUGUCACUAAUGUUUUUGCGAGUUGUGUGACAUUUGUGAUGACAGAUAUACAUCAGUACAUUACUCCGUUCAACAAAGUGUUCAACCGGCAGAAAACAUCACGAAUAGAAGUAUUGCUCCACAAAAUAAUUCGAUCUUACACUAAAAUUUCAACUGUGUUCGGAAACGUUAUGGACAUCGACCAAAUGAUUCGACUAGCAAUGGAAAACAUAACCCAGCGAGAGGAUCAUAAUUCAAAUUUGUUCAAGUUAGCAGUAUUGUUUCUGAAUAGUCCAAACAGAGACAGCACGAGAGGAAACAUCGAUUAUCCACAGCCCCGUACCCCAGACCUAAUUCAAAAAAUGACAGUAGAAAGUGAAAUUGCAUCAAGAUACUGGCUUGACCAACGAAACGAAGUGAUUGAGAAGAUAAAUUUGAAAGGAAGAAUACCUGAACCACACUGUGAUGUUUCUGAAAUUAACUUCUCACUGGAUAGAAUGCAGAAAACUUUGGCGGCUCCAAGAAACAUGAAACGAGUGAACGAAAUUUGUGAACUUAUGAAUAAAAUUGAGGAGAAUGAGCGUGUAUUCUCAAGACUGACUGCUAUCAAAAAUGGCUAUCGACCUAGAAAAAUUACAUCAAUUUUGGGUCCACGCGGCGAAAGAAUGGUAACUGAUGUGGCGGAUGUCAAAACAAAAGAAAUGUUUACAAGUCAUAAAAGUAUUAAGAAGACUAACAGUUUUCCUGAUGUAUUCGACGCAUUGUCAUUAUCUUGGAUCAGAAAACCGAACAUUUUUGCACAACUCCGUAAUGCAUGUCUUCAUGGAAUAUUGAUAACAAACGGAACACAAACCAAUCCAAUAUUCCAUGUGCAUCGCUCUGGAAUCACUGCACUCCCGUGUGGUUCUCAUACUGUAGAAAAAACAUAUCUGUUUGAAAACAUGACAAUGAUAUUCCGAAGACCAAUGAGGCCUUGGGAUGCUCUGGAAGUUUCGUUUGAAAUGAUGAUGAACACUCAUGAAUCUCUUCUCAUUUUCUCACAGCAGCGUUUUGCUAAGUUAGUCAGUCAAUACGCUGCAAAACUGAUUGCUACUGAAAAUCAUCUCUUGGCAUUCACAAAAAGAUGGGAAGAAGGGAAAAUUUCCAACUUUGAAUAUCUCACUAUGUUGAACCUCUUUGCGGGACGUACUAUUCAUGACAGCAGCAGUUAUCCUAUUUUUCCACGUAUUUUGGCGAGGUUUGGAAAUGAGUCAAUAGACCUGCAGGACCGAUCAUUGUAUAGAAAACUGGACAGACCUGUUGCGGGACAAGAUUUGUUAUCAAUCGAAAAGCACAAAGAACAUUACAAUGAGUUAAAGGAGAAUGAGGAAGUCAGUCACCUAACUCCUUAUCAUUUUGGAUCAAUGUGCUCCAACCGUGGUGUUGUCUCAUUUUACAACAUUCGGCUGCUCCCAUUCGGAGAGGAAGCCAUCGAACUCCAAGAUGGUAGAUUUGAUUUCCCAGAUAGACUAUUCCAUAACAUCGAAUCUGGACUGGGAUUGGGAAAAAUUGAGUCCAGUAAUGAUUACAAAGAGCUGGUUCCUGAAUUAUUCACAACUGUGGAAGUUUUGAAAAAUGAGAAUGGAAAUCAUUUUGGAGAAAGACAAAACGGAGAAGCAGUAAACGAUGUAGAUGUUCCACAGUGGUGUUAUGUCGAUGGGAAACCCGUUCAUGAAAAUUUUAUUCACUUGCAUCGUCAUGCUUUAGAAUCUGAACAUGUCCAAUCAAUGCUGCACAACUGGAUUGAUCUUGUUUUUGGCUACAAAUCUAGAGGAAAACCUGCACAUGAUGCAAUCAACGUUUACCAUCCGGCGGUGUAUCCCGGGAACUCCCCACCAACAGUUUUCGAUCGAGUAAUGACGAAUGCUUACGAAGCGAAUCAGAAAACGUUGGGGACAGCUCCUAUCCAACUCUUCACUCAACCUCAUCCAAAACGAGAAGUAGUGGAGCACAGGCAUGGUUCAGUUAGACAUAUGCAUGGUUUAGCGUUUGGGAAGGAACUGACUGUCGGUCAUUACGAAAUGGGAGAGUACACAAUAGAUAGGCAGACAACGCAACGAGUGUGGAGAAGAAUGAAAAGUUUGAAGUCAAAAAUUUUCAACAAAAGCAACGCUCUGGACAAUGAGAAUUUACAACUGUUUAAGAAAAACAAAGAUAAAAGAGAGAAAGACACCACGGAAAUAAACUACAAAACAAUUGACAGCAAGUUGGUGUUAUCUGAUGGGUCAUCUGAAUGCUGCAAAGAACACAACAAGAAAAUUGAUGAAAUGAGUGUAGAUGAUAACUAUGUGGCAUGCCUCGUUCAUCAUGGACCCAUCGAAGUUUACAAAGUUGUUAACAGACACAGUCCAAAGUCACGAACUGCAGUUGACAGAAUGCUCAGAAGUGACAGCAAAUCAUUUUCUAUUGAGUACUACGGCACACUUCCAGUUCAAGAAGGACACUUUUCAUCUGUGGAGAUUUGUGCUUCGUUUUCCACCAUUUUUACAAUACACAAUAUUGGUAGGCAGUCUGUUGUGUCCAUAUGGAGUUUGCAUUCUCAUCAUAUUCGAGCGUGUUGCAAAAUUGAUGGCAUGAUGGAGUCAUGUGGAGUAUUAAAAAAUCUUGGAAAACUCAUUGUAGUGGAGAAAUGGGAUGGAGACCAGAUUAAGUAUGAGAAACAGUGGAGAACUAAGAAACGUGCCGCCAAGAAACAGAAAUACAGUGGAAAAGUGCCGUUGACUUCAACAGAACAAAUUAUGGCAAAGAUUAGUAUAAACGGAAAACCGCUCAUCUCAAAGUACACAUCCAACAACCUUUUCAUCCACAGUGGAGUUAUUUCUAUGGAACCUGAACCAGGAAUGGGAAUCCAGACGCUGGCUAUGAUUCGAAGUGACCACUGCAUUGUUUUAUUUGAAACAAUUGGGAUGACAGCAAUGAGAGUUUUGGAAGUGGAAAAUCGGUUAGAUUUUUGUUUGAGAGAACUCCGCUUCCAAGAGGACAACUCGCUUAUCGCUGUUUUCAAAGAGAAUCGAUCGUUGAGAAAGAAGAACAAGGAAUUGUACAAAAAUCUUGGAUGCGCCCCACCAACUAAGACAUGGAGAUUCAGAGUGAAGUCGUGA